Mercenaria mercenaria is the source of this 1911-nucleotide messenger RNA. RefSeq lists its product as uncharacterized. The record is from RefSeq and is a predicted model, not a curated record. Lineage: Eukaryota; Metazoa; Mollusca; Bivalvia; Venerida; Veneridae. The transcript has 4 exons. Bases 1 to 1911 code for a protein of 636 amino acids.
AUGCGUAAACUUGCUGGUACAACGUGGGGAGCAAAUGAGCAUAUACGCAAGACAGUACGUCAGGGAAUGCGUAGCAGCUUCGUUCACGAGGCAAAGAAACUCGAUGGAGAGUUCGCACCUGAGCUGACCAUACCAGACUCUCCUAGGCAGCGAAGAUAUAUUAUAAACCCUUUAGGGAAUGAUCCGUCUUCAGUGACUGUGAGACUUGCUGUUCCUCAUCUUGACCGCGGGAAACAAGAAGAUGAAGGCAAUGAAGAGGCAGACCAACUGACAAACCUAGGAGCUCAGUCACAGCAACCAACAACACAUGUGAGCAACAAGGAGGAAGAUGCUUUUCAUCACCUCGAUCGGUCAAAACAAGUGAUGCUGACUGCCACAACAAAGGCAAAAGCCCCUGACGGUGAGAAGUUUGAAAAUGUGAGGAUUAUACUAGAUUCGGGGUCUCGUAGAACAUAUGUUACUGAAUAUCUAGCACGACGGUUAGGGUUGAAAGAAGAAGAAGAAAUACAGUUGGUAACGUUCGGAAGUAAAAACACGAAGAUCAUUAAAACAAGAUCUACCAGACUUGAAAUAAAAUCAAAAGACGGGAAGUACAUGACCCUUUCUGCCAAUAUUAUACCAAGCAUAACAGGAACGAUCCAUCGGAACCAAAUUAAGUUCCAUUCUCCGAACAAGUUCGCUGAACUUACUCGAAACUUAAGUCUAGCUGACACUAUUCCAACACAAAACGAAACAAUCAAAAUCGAUUUGCUCAUUGGAAACGACUUCUACCUAGAAAUAAUUAGAUCGGAAAAGAUUGAAGUGCAACCAGGAUUAUACUUGUUAUCUUCGUGUUUAGGUUGGAUCUUAACGGGUAGAACACAGCCGAAAGAGCAAACAAAAAUGAAUGACAUCAACAUGUUUAUUCUCACAUAUGGAAAUAAUGUGACGGAGACAAGUGUGUUUGGGAGUGUUGAUGAUGCUCUUCAAACAAAACCAAAUAUAGAAGACUUUUGGAAUAUGGAGGUAAUUGGUAUUACAGACAACGCUGAUAAAUCAGGUGAUGAGAUUACGAUGUCACAUUUUCAGAAAACAGUGAAAUGCUCCGAUGAUGGAAGAUAUGAAGUGACAUGGCCUUGGAAAGAUGAAUUUCCAGAGUUGCCGGAAAAUAGAGGAUUAGCACUUGAAAGACUUCGGUCACUUUCUGGGAAACUACUACAGAGACAACCUGAACUACUAGAAAAGUAUGAUAGUGUCAUUCAAGACCAAUUGGACAAAAGGGUAAUUGAAAAGGUCGAAAGGUCGCAAUGUGAUGGAAUGAAACAUUAUACCCCUCACCAUGUUGUUAAAAAACCUGAAAAGUCUACUACCAAGUUACGAAUAGUAUAUGAUGCGUCAGCAAAAACAAGGAAAGAACAUAAAAGUCUCAAUGAGUGUUUGUACAGGGGACCAGUAUUACUUAGAGAUCUGUGUGGGAUUUUGCUAAGAUUUAGACUUAACAAAAUUGGAAUGGUAUCUGACAUUGAAAAGGCGUUCUUGCAAGUGCGACUCCAAACACAAGAAAGAGACGUUACUAGAUUUCUCUGGUUUAAGACAUGUGACAAUCCAGUGGUAGAUGAGAAAGAUAUUCAGGAGUACCGAUUUUGUCGCGUGCCUGUCGGUAUUAUAUCAAGUCCGUUUCUACUAGGAGCCACAAUAGAACACCACCUAGAUUUAUAUAGUUCACCACUUGCUGAACAGUUGAAAGAGGGUAUCUAUAUGGACAAUGUCAUCACCGGAGCCGAAACUGUGGAAGGUGCAAUUGAUCUAUACAGAAAUGCAAAGUCUAUGUUCAGUGGAGCUAAGAUGAAUUUGCGUCAGUGGUUAACCAACAAUGAAGAUGUGAAUAAUGAAAUUCCUGAGGACGACAAAGAUUUAAAGAUAAAAGUGUAA